This is a messenger RNA of Myxocyprinus asiaticus (Chinese sucker), 3259 nucleotides long. RefSeq names its product frizzled class receptor 9b (gene fzd9b). Lineage: Eukaryota; Metazoa; Chordata; Actinopteri; Cypriniformes; Catostomidae. The record is from RefSeq and is a predicted model, not a curated record. The transcript has a single exon. Gene Ontology annotation, cellular component: plasma membrane. Gene Ontology annotation, molecular function: Wnt receptor activity; Wnt-protein binding. Gene Ontology annotation, biological process: canonical Wnt signaling pathway; non-canonical Wnt signaling pathway. The coding region runs from base 485 to 2233 and encodes 582 amino acids.
AGAGAUGUUACGAGGACACGAGAGAAAAUAACCCGCAUGCAUCUAGCGGAAUACACGCUUCUCAGAAGUUAAGAGAUAACCGAAGACAAGGACAUAUUUGUUUUUUCUCUUAUUGAGCUCCUCCUGAUGCCUGUAUUUGUAAUAACGCGGUACUGACUGACGUGGAAUAUUUGUUUAUUUUAGUGAUUGAGCACGCGCGCUUUUCAUAUAAAUAUAUGACGAACUUUGGACACUACGAACUUUAAGACUUCUUGUUAAAGGGAAUAUUCUUUCAGAGAAGUUUCAUCCAGAGGAAUACUCAGCGCUUUUUAUUGGAUGACAAAUGAAGCAUCAUUGAUGCCCUCUUAGUCUAAGCAGUGUCUAUGGAACUACAUAAUCACCCAUAACUCACUAACAGUCCAAAUUUAUCCUCUCUUGAGGCAGUAUAAAACAGGAAAGUUUUACUAGACUUGCCUCAUUCAAAACAGGUGACUGAAAAUCCAGCAUGGGGGGUUCACCUCUGAAAAUUUUGAUUUUUCUUUGGUGCCAAAUGGUCAUUGCUGCAUACAGUCUAGAGACUGGCUCAUAUGACCUAGAGAGAGGGCGACCUGCUAAAUGUGAGCCUAUCAUCAUCCCCAUGUGCCAGGACAUUGGGUAUAACCUCACCCGGAUGCCCAACUUUAUGGACCACGACAAUCAGAGGGAGGCUGCUAUAAAACUCAAUGAAUUCGCCCCUCUUGUGGAAUAUGGUUGUGAUGUGCAUUUGCGAUUUUUCCUGUGCUCGCUCUAUGCCCCUAUGUGCACAGAUCAAGUGUCCACAUCAAUCCCCGCUUGUCGUCCAAUGUGCGAACAGGCACGCCAGAAGUGCUCGCCCAUAAUGGAGAAGUUUAACUACGCCUGGCCUGAUUCUUUGGACUGCUCUAAACUGCCCACCAGGAAUGACCCCAACGCACUGUGCAUGGAAGCCCCGGAAAAUGAUACCAAAACUGAGACUAAGAAAGGAGAGGGCAUGCUGCCUGUGCCACCCCGACCCAGGCAGCCUGGCGCUGGAAACGGACGCUCGGGGGGCAGCAUGGGUGUUUGUGACAACCCGGAAAAGUUCCAGUAUGUGGGAAAGAGUGAGACGUGUGCUCCACGCUGCUCGUCCGCUGUGGAUGUGUUUUGGUCCAGACAGGAUAAGGACUUUGCAUUCAUUUGGAUGGCGGUUUGGUCGACUUUGUGUUUUGUGUCCACAGCUUUCACUGUCCUCACCUUCCUCCUUGACCCGCAUCGCUUCCAGUAUCCAGAGCGGCCUAUCAUCUUCCUUUCCAUGUGCUACAAUGUUUACUCAGUAGCCUUCAUCAUUCGGUCCGUCGCUGGGGCGGAGAAUAUUGCGUGUGACCGUGAAAAUGGGGAGUUGUACAUCAUUCAAGAGGGCCUGGAGAGUACAGGUUGUACCAUAGUCUUCCUCAUCCUCUACUACUUUGGCAUGGCCAGUUCCAUCUGGUGGGUCAUUGUCACCCUCACAUGGUUCUUGGCGGCAGGUAAGAAGUGGGGUCACGAAGCUAUCGAGUCACAUAGCAGUUACUUCCACAUGGCUGCCUGGGGCAUACCUGCACUGAAGACCAUAGUCAUCCUCACCAUGCGGAAAGUUGCAGGCGAUGAGCUCACCGGACUGUGCUAUGUGGGCAGUAUGGAUGCGGGGGCACUAACAGGCUUCGUCCUUGUGCCGUUGUCCUGUUACCUUGUCAUCGGAACGUCGUUCAUCCUGACCGGCUUCGUGGCUCUCUUCCACAUCAGAAAGGUGAUGAAGACCGAAGGCACCAACACAGAAAAACUGGAGAAGCUGAUGGUGAAAAUCGGCAUCUACUCCAUUCUCUACACGGUCCCUGCCACUUGCGUCAUCGUAUGCUACUUCUACGAGCGGCUCAACAUGGACUACUGGAAAUUCCGAGGGCUGCAGAGCAAGUGCACCACGUUUCCCGGCCGUAGGAAUGAGGACUGCUCCCUGGAGUCUUCGGUGCCCACGGUGGCCGUGUUCAUGUUGAAGAUCUUUAUGUCGCUGGUGGUGGGCAUCACCAGUGGGGUGUGGGUCUGGAGCUCCAAGACAUUGCAGACUUGGCAGGGUCUGUGUAGCAGGAAGUUGACAGAUAGGACUUGCAGAAAACACUGCACUGGGAGUUGCAGCACCAGUCACUGCCACUACAAAGCACCUGCCGUCAUACUCCACAUGUCAAAGACGGAUCCCUACUCAGACAGCCCCACGCAUGUAUGAGCGCAGGUCUGCGCACAUGAGACUGUGGCUUCAUCUGUGAUGUACUGUAUAGAGGCAGAAUCCAGGCCUCGCUCUGCGAAUUGGACUUUAUGAAAGGCAGUUUGCAUGCUUUGAAGCCAUGGAAAGUAAAACAAACUUAAAGUAAUACUCAGUGUUUAAUACAAGUUAAGCUCAAUUAUGGCAUAAUAUUGUUUUCCACAACAACAACAAAAUCUACUCAUCCCUCUCUCGCUCUCUCUCUCUCUCUCUCUCUCUCUAUAUAUAUAUAUAUAUAACUAUAUAACCCAUAUAUAUAUGGGUUACAGUGAGGCACUUACAAUAGAAGUGAAUGGGGCCAGUCCAUAAAUGCUAAAAUACACCACUUUCAAAAGUAUAGCCACAACACAUAGACAUUAUAUGUGUUCACAUGAUUUUAGUAUGAUAAAAUCGCUUACUAACCUUUUCUGUGCAAAGUUGUAAUCCAGUAUUACAACUGUGUUGAAACCCUGUAAUCCUGGUAUUGGAUAUAACUUUACAUAGAAAAGUAUAGUAAGCAAUCAUGUUAACAUGUAUAAUGUUUACAUCUUGUGGCUAUACUUUUGAAACAUUGUGUAUGUUAGCGUUUAUGGACUGGCCCCAUUCACUUCUAUUGUAAGUGUCUUAGUGUAACUGCUUUUUUUUAAAUAAAUGAGGGGUGGGUCGAACUUAUUUUUUGUGGUAAUCAACAUUAUGACAAAAUUGCUGUUGAUUGAGCUUAACUUGUAUUGAGCCUGGGAAUAUUCCUUUAAAAACCAACAUAGCAGCUUCUCAGUAAACUAUGGAUUGAUUAUCAGUACUUAAAGGGAAUUUUUUAUCAUUGCUUGCUGUCGAAAAGCAAAAAUUGAGAAGUGUCCACAGAUAUGCAUGUGGUAAUUGGUUAUAAAUGAUUUGCAAAACCAAUCACUCUUGCAUGGAAAAAUGCAGCAUCUCCCUUCUGAAUCAUACAUGUUUUGUGUGGAAGUACAUGUUAAAUGUUUCAGGACUUCUAUUUAUAUAUGUUAAAUGUUU